Messenger RNA from Monomorium pharaonis (pharaoh ant), 2383 nucleotides. RefSeq lists its product as uncharacterized. NCBI's taxonomy places the organism in Eukaryota, Metazoa, Arthropoda, Insecta, Hymenoptera, Formicidae. The transcript is spliced from 2 exons. The record is from RefSeq and is a predicted model, not a curated record. The coding region runs from base 716 to 1960 and encodes 414 amino acids.
UCUCAUUAAUAUAAUUAUGCAAGAAUAUAUUUUAAGUAUCAAUUUUUUACAGAUUACUGUAAAAUAAAAAAUUGGGUCUAUGUGUGGUAGCAUUUAAAAAGGUUGCUUUGAGAAUCAAAAAAUUAAGAAAUCCAUAAAGAUUUUAAUUUUCUAGGAAUCGAAAUAAAAUCUGUUUUGGCUUAAAAAUAGCGGAAGACGAUUUUUUAAACGUAAGCAGAGCUCGGACGCUCUAAAAAUAUAACAGACGUAACUAUAAUAUUUACUUCUAAUUUCGCUGGUGUUGCAUCAUUCUUUUAAGAACGCGAUUUACUAUCUGCAGAGCAAGCAAUAAUAAAUUGUUAAUUCAACGGUAUGCGUCUCGUAAAUAAAUGUAUUAAUUUUCUUAUCCAUUCCUCUAUUCAUCAUUCGAUCAUUUAAUUUAAAAGACAGAUUUGAAACUUGAACUUUGACAGACGAAACAGUGUCAAGUCAUUAGGUAAGCGCAGCUGUCAAUCUCAGCGAUGAUUUCUCGAACACAUUUCCAAAUUUCUUCGACGUUUAGAAAAAUUUAUCUCCAGUAAAUUUUCACGUGCUCGCAUUGCAUUACUUAAUUUUUCAAAUUAAUUAAUGUUUAAUUAAUGAACAAGUUCGUAAUGCCGUCAAAUCGCAAUUAACCAAUAAAUCAUUUAGCAGGAGUAACUUGUUUACGUAGUAUCAUUGAAAAAAAUUUUCGACCAUGAUAACUGGAAAGAUUAACACGCUCGUAUUCAAUAAUCAAGCCGAGCAAGCCCCUUCGGUAUGCGAAGAGCACUAUCUCCUCUUGUUGGAGUUGUAUGUGAAACAGGCGUCAGGCAACGACCGCCUGGCCAAAUUGAAUCAAAUGUUUUUCGUACCUACCAGCGUUUAUUUCGGAUUUCUCGACUUCGUGGACGAAGAUGAUUUAAUGGUGACUCCGGUAGAUCCCUUUUUCCAAUCGCAGGUAGGCGUUAUUAACGACGUCGAAGUCUUCAACGUCGGAAAAUCAGUAUUGUUCGCCAUCGAUUCCGAGGCGGCUAUGAGUCGCAGUGUAAAAUUGAUCCUAAAGUUUACGGUGAAGAAGCAGAUGCCGGAUGCCAUCAAGCCGGAUGUGAUAGUAGGUGUUGGCGAGCUGGACCUGUCCGGUCAAUAUGCGGCUUUGCGAAUAGAGAUGAUACAGGAUUGGAAAAAUAAUAUCACGACGUCCAAAGAGUUUGACGGUCAAGUACCGUUGUUUUACAAUGGCAGCUUGUCGGGCAAUCUGGAGGUCUUCGUGAGAAUCUCCGGCCUCGGGCAGAUGAUCGUCACGGAAUUUAACGCGCCAAUCCCGCAGGAUCUAUCGACGUUCGUUUUCGGCACCAGAGAGGCCGAUCAGAUUUUGUCGUACAAGUGUCGCGAAGUGGACUCUCGUACCAUUGGCAUCUUCAAGGAUUCCAGCGAGGAUCUUCAGAAACCGAUAGACUGUCCCGUGUGUGUACCAGAGAAGUACCCUUGUAUACCAUGUGGGAAAUUAGCGGCUGUCGAAAAGAGAGAUGAGAAAAUAAGGAAGAAAGAAGACGACGGGUUGGCUGAAAGGAAAUUAAAGGACGUAAAGAGUUCUGUCCAGUACGAUCGCGAUCCGUCUCAAUUUUACGGCAAGCCCGUAGUUCUCAAGGUGUCCGGUCUUUUUAACAAGGGCGACGGCCCUGACGGAAAGAAACCCACGGUAACGGUUGCCGCGGAGCCCGCCGCGACUAAACCGGACGAUGCAGCUGAUCCCGACCACGAUAUUUUUGUCCUGAGAAUCGGUAAGAAGGGUCUUGUCGGCGUCGGCGAGAAAUCUGACAUACAGCUGGAGAUGAAGACCCCGAAAGGAAUUGAAAGAAGACCCCCGAUUAGGUAUGAGACCAGAGACGCGCAAACAGAGGAAUAUAACGAAGAACUGCCAAAAGAAAAGAAAGAUAAGAAGAUUAAGAAGAAAAAGUGACGCGUUACAUUAUUCAAAUUCGGGAGUCAAGUUCUGAUAAGCACGAAUUCAUUCUAAGGGAUUUAUAUUGCAGCGAUACAUUUUCUAUUGUCGAUUUUUCAUUUUGAUGCAACCGUUGUGCAAUAAAUACAUACGUUUACUUAAUCGCUUUUAAAUUCUAUGUACUAAAUUGUUAUAAAUGUAAAAAGAUAUUGUUGUAAAAAUAAAUUAUAUAAGUAAGAUCAAGUAAAUCAAACGAAAUCAAUUAAAUUGUUCUGUUUUUGUACGCAGUCCUACUAUCGAGAAUAUAGCUUUUAAAAUUUGAAUUUGUAAUUUACUUCAGUAUAAUAAUUGUCAACCUAAAAAUUUGUCAUCAUCGAUGACAAUCAAAAUUAAUUAAAGUGAUAUAAACAAUCAAAUAAAAAUUACUAAAGUAUAAUUUAU